CCGGCCGGGCCGGCUCCGCCGGGCGGCCUCUGCCGCAGACAUGGAGAAACUCAGCGCGCUGCAGGAGCAGAAGGGCGAGCUGCGCAAGCGGCUGUCCUACACCACGCACAAGCUCGAGAAGCUCGAGACCGAGUUCGACUCCACGCGCCACUACCUGGAGAUCGAACUGCGGCGCGCGCAGGAGGAGCUGGAGAAGGUCACCGAGAAGCUGCGCAGGAUUCAGAGCAACUACAUGGCGCUGCAGAGGAUCAACCAGGAGCUGGAGGACAAGCUGUACCGCAUGGGCCAGCACUAUGAGGAAGAGAAGCGAGCACUGAGCCAUGAGAUCGUUGCCCUCAACAGCCACCUGCUGGAGGCCAAGGUGACCAUCGACAAGCUUUCGGAGGACAAUGAGCUCUACAGGAAGGACUGCAACCUAGCGGCCCAGCUGCUGCAGUGCGGCCAGAGCUACGGCAGGGUCCAUAAGGUGUCCGAGCUGCCCUCCGACUUCCAGGAGCGCGUGAGCCUGCACAUGGAGAAGCACGGCUGCAGCCUGCCCUCCCCGCUCUGCCACCCGGCCUAUGCCGACAGCGUCCCCACCUGCGUCAUUGCCAAGGUGCUGGAGAAGCCGGACCCCACCAGCCUGUCCUCCCGCCUGUCCGACGCCUCGGCCCGCGACCUGGCCUUCCGGGAUGGGGCAGAGAAGCAGGGCCCACGGCCCCCCUACAAGGGGGACAUCUACUGCAGCGACACGGCCCUCUACUGCCCCGAGGAGCGGCGGCGCGCCCGGCGGCCCAGCGUGGACGCGCCGGUGACCGACGUGGGCUUCCUGAGGGCCCAGAACUCCACCGACAGCGCGGCCGAGGAGGAGGAGGAGGUCGAGGCGGCCGCCUUCCCCGCAGGCUUCCGGCACGAGGCCUUCCCAGGCUACGCGGGCUCGCUGCCCACGUCCAGCUCUUACUCGAGCUUCAGCGCCACGUCGGAGGAGAAGGAGCACGCCCAGGCCAGCACGCUCACGGCCUCGCAGCAGGCCAUCUACCUGAACAGCCGCGACGAGCUCUUCGACCGCAAGCCGCCCGCCACUGCCUACGAGGGCAGCCCGCGCUUCGCCAAGGCCACGGCCAGCGUGGCAGCGCCGCUCGAGGCCGAGGUGGCCCCGGGGUUUGCGCGGACCAUGUCUCCGUACCCAGCCGAGCCCUUCCGCUUCCCGGCUUCCCCGGGCCCCCAGCAGGCCCUGAUGCCCCCAAACCUGUGGAGCCUGCGGGCCAAGCCGGGGACGGCCAGGCUCGCUGGGGAGGACGUGCGGGGCCAGUGGCGACCCCUGAGCGUGGAGGACGUUGGCGCCUACUCCUUCCCGGCCACCACCGCCGGCCGCGCCUCGCCCUGCAGCUUCUCGGAACGCUACUAUGGCAGCGGGGGCAGCCCGGGCAAGAAGGCCGAGGGCCGCGCCAGCCCCCUCUAUGCCACCUACAAGGCCGACAGCUUCUCGGAGGGUGACGACCUCUCCCAGGGCCACCUGGCAGAGCCCCGCUUCCUCCGGGCCAGCGGCGACCUGAGCCUGAGCCCCGGCCGCGCGGCUGACCCGCUGCCCGGCUACGCGCCCAGCCAGGGGGACGCGGAGAGGCUCGGGGUGCAGCUGUGCGGGGCGGGCGGCAGCCCCGAGCCCGAGCGCAGCCCCCACAGUUCCAGGGAGUCCCUGGAGCCCAGCUCCAUGGAGGCCUCCCCGGAGAUGCACCCCGCCGCCCGCCUCAGCCCGCAGCCGGCCUUCCCGCGGACUGGUGGCUCGGGGCUCAGCCGCAAGGACAGCCUCACGAAAGCUCAGCUCUACGGAACCUUGCUCAACUGA
Neogale vison (American mink) is the source of this 1825-nucleotide messenger RNA. RefSeq names its product brain enriched guanylate kinase associated (gene BEGAIN). Gene Ontology annotation, cellular component: synapse. NCBI's taxonomy places the organism in Eukaryota, Metazoa, Chordata, Mammalia, Carnivora, Mustelidae. Bases 41 to 1825 code for a protein of 594 amino acids. The record is from RefSeq and is a predicted model, not a curated record. The transcript is spliced from 7 exons.